Beta vulgaris subsp. vulgaris (sugar beet) is the source of this 2145-nucleotide messenger RNA. Its product is annotated as sodium-dependent phosphate transport protein 1, chloroplastic. The transcript is spliced from 10 exons. Gene Ontology annotation, biological process: transmembrane transport. Gene Ontology annotation, molecular function: transmembrane transporter activity. Lineage: Eukaryota; Viridiplantae; Streptophyta; Magnoliopsida; Caryophyllales; Amaranthaceae. Bases 124 to 1671 code for a protein of 515 amino acids. The record is from RefSeq and is a predicted model, not a curated record.
ACCACAAUCAAAGAAUCUUCCAAAUAAAAACAAAAAUUAAUUUUAAAAAAUCAGUGAAGAAAAAUUUGCGAAACACUCAAAAAAAAAAAAAAACAGUGAGUUUUUCCAGUUUCCGGCGCUCCGAUGAACGCCGAAACGUUUCUCAUCACAAACUCACUUUCUCUCUCCUCUUCUUUAACGUCUCCGAAGCUUCCAGAAUCGAAAUUUCGCCGGAGAAAUAAUUUCCGGUUUUUAUGGCCGGAAAUUCACCGACCUCCGUCGAAACUCCGAGUUUACGCAGAAUUGCGAAAGGUUUCGGAGAUAAGGAGAAGUUUGGGAAAAGUUUGGGCAAAUGUGAAGCCGAAACCUUUUGAAGUUUCUGCUGAGUCAAGUGGAACUGACGCGUUAAACGACGGCGUAUUGGAGGAGAAAUGGUGGGAGGAGUUUCCUAAACGAUGGAUUAUUGUGAUUUUGUGUUUCUCUUCUUUUCUUCUAUGUAACAUGGAUCGAGUGAAUAUGAGCAUUGCAAUACUUCCUAUGUCAGCGGAGUAUGGUUGGAAUCUAACCACUGUUGGUUUGAUACAGUCUUCUUUCUUCUGGGGUUAUCUUCUUACACAGGUAGCAGGGGGUAUAUGGGCAGACACUAUUGGUGGCAAGACAGUACUCGGGUUUGCUGUAGUUUGGUGGUCUAUUGCUACAGCUCUUACUCCUGUCGCUGCAAAGCUAGGAUUGCCUUUCUUACUAGUCGUUCGUGCUUUCAUGGGCAUUGGCGAGGGUGUUGCCAUGCCUGCCAUGAAUAAUAUGCUUUCAAAAUGGGUUCCCGUUUCAGAGAGAAGUCGAUCAUUAGCACUAGUGUACAGUGGAAUGUACCUUGGAUCUGUCACAGGCUUAGCAUUUUCACCAUAUCUGAUACAUACUUUUGGUUGGCCUUCAGUUUUUUACUCCUUCGGUUCUCUAGGAACUGUUUGGUUUGCAGCGUGGCAGAGUAAGGCAUGUAAUUCUCCGCUUGAAGAUCCAGACUUGCGGCCUGCUGAGAAGAAGUUGAUUCUGGGCAGCAGCAGCGUAUCUAAAGUGUCAAUUAAGAACAUACCAUGGGGAGAGAUCUUGUCAAAACGACCUGUUUGGGCGCUAAUCGUGUGUCACUUCUGUCAUAAUUGGGGAACUUUUAUUAUACUUACAUGGAUGCCAACAUACUAUCACCAGGUGUUGAAAUUUAAUCUUACAGACUCUGGAAUGCUCUGUGUUCUGCCUUGGCUUACAAUGGCAAUAUCUGCAAAUUUCGGCGGUUGGAUUGCAGACACACUUGUGAGUAAAGGCUAUUCUGUGACAACUGUUCGUAAGAUUAUGCAAACAGUUGGUUUCCUUGGACCUGCUUUUUUCUUAACUCAGUUGAGCCAUGUUAACUCACCUGCAAUGGCUGUUCUCUGCAUGGCCUGCAGCCAGGGAACUGACGCAUUCUCACAAUCUGGUCUAUAUUCGAAUCAUCAAGACAUAGCCCCUCGGUACUCUGGAAUCUUGUUAGGCCUUUCAAAUACAGCUGGAGUGCUAGCGGGUGUCCUUGGAACAGCAGCUACCGGCUAUAUUUUGCAACACGGUUCUUGGGACAAUGUUUUCGAGGUUUCAGUUGGGCUAUACUUGGUUGGAACUGUUAUCUGGAACCUCUUUUCAACAGGUGAAAAGAUCUUGGAUUAACCCUUCUAUACUUGAUUUUACUUCUGCAAGGCCAGAGGCAGAUUUUUUCAAGAAAAUGCUAGUCCAAGAUACCCAAAGAAAUAUCAUCAAAAUAUAAAAUCAAGAAGCUCGUCCUUAAUCCUGAUCCUCGGCUGUAAAGCGAAUGGAUGGGUGAUUGACAUGAAGCUUAAUGGAGCUUUUGGCGUUUGAAUUAGUACAAAUGAGAACAUCUUAUUCACUAUAUAUACUAGCAUAUCUCUCGAAGGUCCGUCACAGCGUCACUGGCCACAUUAUUAGUCUUGCAGAAAUCUUUACACAAAUUGUGCAACUACAUGUAAUCAAGAGUAUAUCUUAGUCUUAGAACUCGCCAAUGACAGGAUACAUGUUGGGCGAUUGUUGUCAUUGUUGUUGUAUACUUGUAUAUAUCAACUGAAUAACAUUUGUUUUGUAUAUGGAAUUAGUGAAUCACCAGGGGGUUGAACUCCCUUAAAGUUA